This is a messenger RNA of Culex pipiens pallens (northern house mosquito), 513 nucleotides long. RefSeq lists its product as uncharacterized. Lineage: Eukaryota; Metazoa; Arthropoda; Insecta; Diptera; Culicidae. The transcript is spliced from 3 exons. The record is from RefSeq and is a predicted model, not a curated record. Bases 1 to 513 code for a protein of 170 amino acids. Gene Ontology annotation, molecular function: catalytic activity.
AUGUUCUACAAAGUUGUUCCCCGGAUCAAAACCUCGAAGGAGUUGCAACCUCGCAACUUCGAUGUUGUGGCACUGCAGGAGGUGUGCUUGGAGGAGGAGCAGGUGCUCGACUGGCCAGGUCGGCAGACCAAUUCCCGUUUUUAUCUGAGCGGCGGCAAGGACAAGAAGCUGGGUACCGGCUUUAUCGUGCGGGGCAAGAUGCAGGAUCGCGUGUUCGGCUUCACGGCGAUCAGCGAGCGGAUGUGUAAGUUGAGGAUAAGAGGCCGUUUCUUCAACUACAGCAUCAUCAACGUGCACUGCCCCCACGAAGAAAAGACCGAUGAUGAGAAGGAAGCAUUCUACGCGACGCUGGAGGAGGUGUACGACGGCUGUCCGCGGCAGGAUGUAAAGAUCAUCAUUGGGGACAUGAACGCUCGGUUCGUGUGGUGCAUUGGAACCAAGAUCAACAAACACACCUAUACGAUAUCAUCUUGCGUCAAAUUCUGCGGGGCGGAGCCCCUCCGUAUGCUUUGA